Messenger RNA from Saccharomycopsis crataegensis, 573 nucleotides. RefSeq names its product Aps3p (gene APS3). The transcript is spliced from 3 exons. Gene Ontology annotation, biological process: vesicle-mediated transport; intracellular protein transport. NCBI's taxonomy places the organism in Eukaryota, Fungi, Ascomycota, Saccharomycetes, Ascoideales, Saccharomycopsidaceae. Bases 1 to 573 code for a protein of 190 amino acids. The record is from RefSeq and is a predicted model, not a curated record. Gene Ontology annotation, cellular component: intracellular membrane-bounded organelle; membrane coat.
AUGAUUCACUCGGUACUAAUAUUCAAUAAGGAUGCGAUGCCUCGCUUGAUGAAAUUCUACACUCCAAUAGAUCUCAAUACUCAAACACUUCUUCUUCGUCAGGUGUUCCAGUUGAUUUCUCUGAGGCCGGCAAAUCAAUGCUCAUUUCUUACACCUCCGCCACUUUUGGAAGGCAUCGAAGAUGUCAGGGUGAUUUACAGACAUUAUGCUACAUUGUAUUUUGUGUUCAUUGUAGAUGAACAAGAAAGUGAGUUGGGAAUCUUGGAUUUGAUCCAAGUGUUUGUGGAGUGCUUGGAUAAGUGUUUCCAAAAUGUUUGUGAAUUAGACUUGGUGUUUGGUUGGCAGGUUCUAGAGACUGUAUUGGAAGAAUUGGUCCAAGGUGGAUUGGUGGUCGAUACCAAUUUGUCAAAGAUCGUGGCCGCCGUUGAUAACUUCAACGGUGCUACGGGGAGUAGUGGCAGUGCAAGUUCAAGCCUGACUUCCGGGUUUGGCAGUUUAACCGCUGCUUCAAAUGCAUUUUCCAAUGCUUUUCAACAAAUGGCAAGUAACAGAGGCGUUUGGUCUGGUCGAUGA